Gorilla gorilla gorilla (western lowland gorilla) is the source of this 3956-nucleotide messenger RNA. RefSeq names its product HEAT repeat containing 6 (gene HEATR6). The record is from RefSeq and is a predicted model, not a curated record. Lineage: Eukaryota; Metazoa; Chordata; Mammalia; Primates; Hominidae. The coding region runs from base 43 to 3588 and encodes 1181 amino acids. The transcript has 20 exons.
UCCCUGGGACCACCCCACCCACCACCCCCGCCCGUAGAAAAGAUGGCUGCUGUGCAAGUUGUCGGUUCGUUGCCUUCCGGACAGCCGCGGGAGGCACCGCGGCAAGCAAUCCCUGAGCGAGGCAAUGGGUUUCGCCUCUUGUCUGCCAGGCUCUGCGCCCUGCGCCCGGAUGACAGCAGCUCCGCCCGCACCGAGAUCCACCUGCUCUUCGAUCAGCUCAUCUCCGAGAACUACAGCGAGGGCAGUGGCGUGGCCCCGGAGGACGUUAGUGCUCUUCUUGUCCAGGCUUGCCGACUGGUACCUCUUAAUCAGAAUCAUCUUGUCAGCAAAGUGAGCCAGCUUAUCCACCAUUUACUUAACAGAUUACAGGUAAUUGUUGAUGAACAGCACUUGGAUUUCCUGUUGGCAUAUACUAUUUCGGCUAUUCAUCAGUGUAGUUCCUGGACACACCGGGAAAUUCUUCAAGCCCUGGCAGCUCUGGUGUACUGCAAUGGCUCCAAAUGUCAAAAGUACCUCCCAGAGCUGCUAGGCAAGACCGGACUCUUAAUGAAGUUGAGUGACUUGGCUCAGUCUGAUCCUGAAGUCAGGAGAGCUGCAGUACAUUGUAUGGCAAACUUAUGUCUCAGUGUGCCAGGUCAGCCGUAUUUGGAGGAGCCCUACCAAAAUGUCUGUUUCCAAGCUUUUCUGACUAUUUUACAGUCUCCAAAAUCAUCUGAUAUGGAUGAUAUCACAUUUUGCAUGUUAUUGCAAAAUGCAUUAAAAGGUAUACAGUCACUUCUAAAUGGUGGGAGAAUGAAACUAACACAGACUGAUGAACUUGGAGCACUUUUAGCUGUGCUAAAGAAAUUCAUGUUUCACGGACUCCCUGGACUAAACAUAGAGAUGCCCACGGUGUUAUACCCAACUCCGCUUCCUCAGUAUGAUGGGCGAACACCUAUCGAACCACAGCAAUCAGAAUCCAGUGCUUCUCGACCAACUUUGAAUAAAAAGAAAAAAUCCAAAGUAAAACCAAAGAAAAUCCAGCAAGGAGAGGAGGAGGAAAAGGAAUCCAGUGGUGAAAUAGAGGCAGCCCCAGUCACUGGCACAGGCAGAGUGAACCUGCAUGAAGGGAACACUUGCUGUCCCUCCUCCCUGGGUGUCCAGAGUUUGCCUUUAGAUGGAAGUGGAGCUGCAGAAAAAGAUGGAGUCUCCUCACCCUUCAGUUCUUCCAGCUGGAAAAGGGUCAGCAGUAGUGAGUCAGACUUUUCUGAUGCUGAAGGAGGCAUGCAGAGUAAAAUGAGGUCUUACCAAGCUAAAGUUCGCCAAGGAGCCUUAGUUUGUUUUCUUUCUACUAUAAAAUCGAUAGAAAAAAAAGUUCUUUAUGGCUACUGGUCAGCCUUUAUUCCUGAUACGCCUGAACUUGGCAGCCCACAGUCAGUGUCCUUGAUGACUCUUACAUUGAAAGACCCUUCUCCAAAGACACGUGCCUGUGCUCUGCAAGUUUUAUCUGCCAUCUUGGAAGGCUCAAAGCAGUUUCUUUCUGUUGCUGAAGAUACCAGUGACCACAGAAGGGCUUUUACCCCCUUCUCCGUAAUGAUCGCUUGCAGCAUUAGAGAGUUGCACAGAUGUCUUUUGUUAGCUUUGGUGGCGGAGUCAUCCUCACAGACUGUUACUCAGAUAAUUAAGUGCCUUGCAAAUUUAGUAUCAAAUGCACCUUAUGAUCGUCUAAAACUCAGCCUGCUGACCAAAGUCUGGAACCAGAUAAAGCCUUAUAUUCGCCACAAAGAUGUUAAUGUUCGUGUGUCAAGUCUCACACUCUUGGGAGCUAUAGUGUCCACCCACGCACCUUUACCUGAAGUCCAGCUACUUCUGCAACAGCCAUGUUCUUCUGGACUCAGUAAUAGCAAUUCAGCAACCCCUCACCUCAGCCCUCCUGAUGGGUGGAAGAAAGCCCCUGCAGGACCCUCUCUGGAAGAAACGUCAGUUAGCUCACCUAAGGGGUCUUCAGAGCCCUGCUGGCUCAUUCGACUCUGCAUUUCCAUUGUCGUACUGCCCAAGGAGGAUUCCUGUUCAGGUAGCGAUGCUGGCUCUGCAGCAGGAAGCACCUACGAACCAUCCCCCAUGCGACUGGAGGCCUUACAGGUAUUGACUCUUCUGGCAAGGGGCUACUUUUCAAUGACUCAAGCCUACUUGAUGGAGCUUGGAGAGGUGAUCUGCAAGUGCAUGGGGGAAGCAGAUCCAUCCAUUCAGCUUCAUGGAGCAAAGCUUCUGGAAGAACUGGGCACAGGCUUAAUACAGCAGUAUAAACCAGACUCCACUGCAGCACCUGAUCAGAGAGCACCAGUCUUCUUGGUGGUGAUGUUCUGGACUAUGAUGCUGAACGGUCCUUUACCCAGAGCCCUGCAGAAUUCAGAACACCCAACUCUCCAGGCGAGCGCCUGUGAUGCCCUGUCUUCCAUCUUGCCAGAGGCCUUCAGCAAUCUGCCGAAUGACAGGCAGAUGCUGUGCAUCACAGUGCUGCUCGGGCUGAAUGACAGCAAGAAUCGCUUAGUGAAAGCUGCAACUUCGCGGGCCCUGGGAGUCUAUGUGCUUUUUCCCUGUCUCAGACAGGAUGUCAUAUUUGUUGCAGACGCAGCAAAUGCAAUAUUGAUGUCACUUGAAGACAAGUCUCUGAAUGUUCGAGCCAAAGCAGCCUGGUCCCUGGGCAACCUGACAGACACUCUGAUUGUCAACAUGGAAACACCAGACCCAAGUUUCCAGGAAGAGUUCUCUGGUCUCCUGCUCUUGAAAAUGUUACGAUCAGCUAUAGAAGCAUCCAAGGAUAAAGACAAGGUAAAAAGCAAUGCAGUCCGGGCCCUUGGAAAUUUGCUUCAUUUUCUGCAACCCUCUCAUAUAGAAAAACCCACAUUUGCAGAAAUCAUUGAGGAGUCUAUCCAGGCCCUAAUUUCUACUGUUCUAACAGAAGCUGCCAUGAAAGUCCGAUGGAAUGCUUGUUAUGCGAUGGGAAAUGUAUUUAAAAAUCCUGCCCUUCCUUUAGGGACAGCCCCAUGGACCUCCCAGGCCUACAAUGCCCUGACAUCGGUUGUGACAUCAUGCAAGAACUUCAAAGUGCGCAUCAGAUCUGCAGCUGCCCUUUCCGUCCCGGGGAAGAGAGAGCAGUACGGGUCUGUUGACCAGUAUGCUCGGAUCUGGAACGCAUUGGUCACCGCCUUACAGAAGAGUGAAGACACCAUAGACUUUUUGGAAUUCAAGUACUGUGUCAGCCUACGGACCCAAAUCUGCCAGGCACUGAUUCACCUCUUGAGCUUGGCCAGUGCCUCGGACCUCCCUUGUAUGAAAGAAACCCUUGAACUGAGUGGGAAUAUGGUCCAGUCCUAUAUUCUACAGUUUUUAAAAUCAGGAGCAGAGGGAGAUGACACUGGAGCACCCCACAGCCCACAGGAAAGAGACCAGAUGGUCAGAAUGGCCCUUAAGCACAUGGGCAGCAUCCAGGCACCGACUGGAGACACAGCCAGAAGGGCCAUCAUGGGCUUUUUAGAAGAGAUCCUGGCCGUUUGUUUUGACUCAUCUGGAUCACAAGGGGCACUCCCAGGGUUAACAAAUCAGUGAAGAUCCCACCAUGCUUUCUAGAUGUCGAAGGUGGCAGUAGGAAGACCUGAGCUUGAGCAUAAGAUCUGUGGGAUUUCAUCUUGGGGGCAGAAACAAUCCGUUCACUAUUUAUUUAGAAUGACUUAGCAGCUAUUUAAAUUUUCACAGAGGGCUCAACCACCUUUGGAGUGACUCCAUAGCACUGGCCAUGGUCAGGGUUGUUGGAACAUCUGACCUGUGCAUCCAGUUGCCGAGGAGUCAGGUUGUAAUAUAGGCCAAGCAGAUGGGCUUUGAGGGCAUUUAGUCUCAGAAAAAAAAAUGUAGAAGGAUUUCGGAAUUAGAAUUUUGUAUAUUGUAUCUGUAGUUUUAUAAUAAACUAACGAAAAAUA